AUGCUGGUUCAGGAGGGAGCUCCCUCCUUCCAUGCGCUCCGCCAAAGUCCCCCUCGCCCUCCUCAAACCCUCCCCUUCUUCUUCAUUUCCUUCUCCUUCUACUUCUCCUGCUCCUCCGCACUCCAAACCCUACCCCUUCUUCGCCUCCAAAACCCUCACCAAGCCCAAGAGCAAGAAGGAGAAGAAGAAGCAAACCCUAACCCUAACCCCAACCCGGAGGGGGAGAGCGCGCCUUGGGUGGAGGUACACCUCUUCCGGCGAGGGAGAGGCCCCGUCGGCUUCUUCCUCCACCUCUCCCCCUCCUUCUCCCCCGACCGCUCCACCUUCCUCCUCCUCCUCUCCCACUCCGCCGCCGCCGCUGAAGACGACAACGCAGACGACGCCGCGCUGAGCCACGUCGUGCGCGUCCUCGACCUCAUGGCGGGCGCCGGGCACGCGCCGGACNCCGCCGCCGUCGACCUCGCCGUGCGCGCGCUCUGCUCCGCCGGCCGCCUCGACGACGCCUGCGGCCUCGUCCGCCACGCGGCGCUCCGUACCGAUCCCCGCCCCGCCCCGCCCGACGCCUACACGUACAACUUCCUCGUCCGCCGCCUCGCCCGCUCCCGCCCCGUCUCCGCUGUCUACGCAUUCAUCGAGGAGCUCCGCCGCGACGCGGGGCUUCGCCCCGACCUCGUCACUUAUACCAUCCUCAUUGAUGCGGUGUGCCGCAGCGGCAACCUCCGAGAGGCGGUGAGGCUCCUCGGAGUCCUCACGGACGCUGGGUUCAAGCCCGAUUGCUACCUUUACAACACUAUCAUGAAGGGGUAUUGCAUGAUGGAUGAGUGCGGCGGCGUGAUGGAGGUGUAUAACCGGAUGCGGGACGAGGGCGUGGAGCCCGACCUGGUAACGUAUAAUACUCUUGUGUAUGGGCUUUCCAAGGCUGGGAUGAUCAGCCAGGCGAGGAAGUUCUUGAGCGUGAUGGCCGAGAUGGGGCAUUUCCCCGACACGAUCACGUACACAGCACUGAUGAGCGGGAUGUGCAGGAAGGGUGAUGCAUCGGGGGCGUUAGGGUUGCUGGGGGAGAUGGAGCAGAAGGGGUGCGAGCCGAACGAGUGCACGUAUAAUACGUUGCUGAUGGGGCUGUGCAAGGCCAAGUGUUUGGAUAAAGCGGUGGAGCUGUAUGGGAUGAUGACAGCUGGCGGUAUGAAAGUGGAUUCGCCGGCUUAUGCGACAUUUCUGAGGGCGCUCUGUCGGGCGAACAGGGUCGCUGAGGCUUAUGAGGUGUUUGAUUAUGCAGUGGGCAGCAAGAGCUUGAUGGACGUGGCUGCUUAUAUGGCUUUGGAGAACUCGCUCAAAUGGCUGAGAAAGGGAAGAGUAUAAUCAAUUCGUUGUCGAAUGUCAAGGUGGAGGUGUGAAGCAAGCCUAAAGGCGGGCAGAAUCAUUUUCAUGCAUAGUCAGCAAACUGGUAAUGAGCUAUUACUGGAGGUAUUUUUUUUUUAAAUUUCGGGAAGAGAGCUUAUUUAUGGUGUUCUUUACUGAAUAGCUUCUUAGUUAUCAGGUAUUCUGUGCACAAACAUGUGUUUAAUUGUAACAGCAGGUUAUUAAUGGAUUAUGGCCAUGGUCAUGUUCCCCGCAUGUAAUCGAGCAGUUUCUGGGGCAGCUACACAUAUUAGCAGCCUCAACAUGCUCCCACCAAUUGAACCUUCAAAAAUAAUGGCAAAACUAAUGGCAAAGUCACUGAUAGCAGCCUCAACAUGCUCUUUCUUACCAAUUGAACCUUCAAAAGUAAAGGCAAACUUUGUACUGAAGUUGAGCAGCUGAAUAUUUGUUGAUUUGUUAAAGCGAACAAUUCUUUGUAAGAACAAGUGAAUUAUUCUGCCAAACAAGAAAAAAUAUAUCUUCUGCUGUUCCUGUAAGAAUACUAAUGUUUGUAUUUGUAACCUACACUAAUGUUUUAUUUUCAAGUUCUUUUUUCUCUUUGUUCGUAAACUACACUAAUGUUCUAUUUGUAACCAAAGUGAGGAUGCAAGGAUGCACAUUCGUAUAUGUAUACAUGUAUGUAUUAAUUAAUAAUGA
Messenger RNA from Ananas comosus (pineapple), 2055 nucleotides. RefSeq names its product pentatricopeptide repeat-containing protein At2g17670. The record is from RefSeq and is a predicted model, not a curated record. Gene Ontology annotation, molecular function: protein binding. NCBI's taxonomy places the organism in Eukaryota, Viridiplantae, Streptophyta, Magnoliopsida, Poales, Bromeliaceae.